Eufriesea mexicana is the source of this 606-nucleotide messenger RNA. RefSeq names its product nucleolar protein 16. Gene Ontology annotation, biological process: ribosomal large subunit biogenesis. Bases 61 to 606 code for a protein of 181 amino acids. NCBI's taxonomy places the organism in Eukaryota, Metazoa, Arthropoda, Insecta, Hymenoptera, Apidae. Gene Ontology annotation, cellular component: nucleolus. The transcript is spliced from 3 exons. The record is from RefSeq and is a predicted model, not a curated record.
UUAAACGAAAAUUUUAGUAACUAUUUUUUUAAAAGCACGUGGUAAAUUGAGAUAAAGAAAAUGACAAAAAUUAGAAAGGUAAAACGUAGGAAGAAGUAUCGCAUGAAUGUAAAUCGUAAACGAUUAAGAAAUAAGUUGCGUAAAUUACCCACAUUAACAUGUUCUCAAAUAAAGAAAUCAUGGGAGGUGACGCAGUCCACACGGACUAAUUUAAAGCAGAUGGGACUAGCAUAUGAUGCAAACGAGGUUGUGAAUAUACCCAAUACAAAGAACGAAAUCAUUGAAAAUAUUAUAACGCGGUCAGUUAAUACAGCAGACACUAAAUUACAAGACAAAGAUGUUGAAAUGAUACCUGUAAAACUGCACGUAGUUCAAGAACUUGAGACAGAAGCAAAGGCACAGAGGAGGAGAAUGUUUAGGUUACCAAAUAAUCAAGUACACUUUCUUACUUACUUAAUGGAUAAGUAUGGGGAAGAUUAUAAGGCUAUGGCACUAGACAGGAAGAAUUACAAUCAAUUAACAUGGAAACAAAUUCGUGCUAAAAUUAAAAUAUUCAAAGGCAUCCCUGAGCAAUAUAACGAGUACCUUCAGAAUAAAAAUAUAUAA